UACUGUGUUCUUUUCGGACAAAAGAACAAAAAGCAUAAACAUGGCAACAAUAGAAGGAUUUCAGCUCCAUUCAGCAGUUCGGAUCUAUCAGGAUUCCAACUCCUCCAUAUUUGGCAUAGCUUACGACUGGGUACACGAAGCACUCUACUGGACUGACGGCCGACGGAAAUCCAUAAGGGUCAUGACCUUGACCCGAGAGGACCGGAAGUAUAUCACAACGGUUGUUGACGGCAUGGGUAAACCACGAGCAAUAGCGCUUGACAUUCAGCAAAGAUACUUGUACUGGACUGACCGGAAGAAACCAGCCAUGAUUGGGCGAUGUGGCAUGGAUGGAACCAAUGUCAGCAGCAUCAUUAACUCCGAUAUAACAUGGCCUGAAGGUCUUACUAUAGACUAUGCCGAACGUCGCUUGUACUGGACGGACGCUAUACGUGACAGAGUGAGCAGCUGCGACAUGGACGGUGGUGACCGCAGAGUGGUCAUCAGAAUGCCAGGUCCUCCAGAUGAACGCAUGUUUGCUAUAACGAUAUUUCAGGACUUCCUCUACUGGAGCGACUUGAGAUCAUCAACUCUUAGAAAGGUCAACAAGAGGUCGAGGGAGGCCGUUGAAGUCAUCAACACUGGGAGAGGAAGGCCCUACGAUGUCAAAGUGUACCACACUGACCGACAACCAGAAGCAUCGAACGCAUGUGGUGACAACGACGGAGGAUGCUCACAUCUGUGUCUGCCGUCGCCUCAUCAGACGUCACAGUCUACAAGCUUCUUAUGUAAAUGCCCGGAUGAUCGGCGUUACCAGCUGUCGUCGGAUGACAGGACGUGCUUUACCGAUGACUUGUAACAAGACGACUCCUGGGCAACCUGAAGUGAAGACGAAGAGGCCGAACCGUAACACCCUCUUCAAGAACGGAGGCAGUGGGGUAGCCUAGUGGUUAAAGCUUCCGCUCGUCACGCUGAAGAUCCGGGUUCGAUUCCCCACAUGGGUACAAUG
Messenger RNA from Haliotis rubra (blacklip abalone), 988 nucleotides. RefSeq names its product low-density lipoprotein receptor 1-like. The coding region runs from base 41 to 838 and encodes 265 amino acids. The record is from RefSeq and is a predicted model, not a curated record. The transcript is spliced from 7 exons. NCBI's taxonomy places the organism in Eukaryota, Metazoa, Mollusca, Gastropoda, Lepetellida, Haliotidae.